Messenger RNA from Necator americanus (New World hookworm), 1593 nucleotides. RefSeq lists its product as uncharacterized. Bases 1 to 1593 code for a protein of 530 amino acids. Lineage: Eukaryota; Metazoa; Nematoda; Chromadorea; Rhabditida; Ancylostomatidae. The record is from RefSeq and is a predicted model, not a curated record. The transcript has 14 exons.
AUGGAAAAGAAGGGGUGCGACGGCAUGGCGAAACCAAAGGGGACGGGUAGGCGGAUACAAAAGGUGCGACGGGUCAUGCGAGAAGAAAGGGGCACGGGUAUCAAAGCAAGGGGGAGGCAGGCGAAACAAAGGGACGAGGGGAUACUAAAAGGUCACGAGAAAAUGAGCAAACUUAUUAAAUGGAGUAUUCUGGCUCUUGUCGUUGUGGGAGUUCUUGCUGCUGCAGCUGCUGUUCUUAUCGUUCUGUUAAGAAAUAGGAGCAAAAGUGUUUCAGAAGAAGAUGAUGAUUAUAAAACUACUUCGAAGAAGUGGUCAACAGCCGCACGAUCAACUCGAGACGUUUUGACGGAAUUCCCAACAUCUACAGCCACUCGGGGUGAUCCUGAUGAAAAAUCGACUACUGAAUUACCUCACCGGGAACAGCCACACUGUCUCUUUGUUGGUGAUCUAUACAAUUUCGGGAGCAACAAUGAAGCAUACGAUGAAGAAGGAAACCUUAUCGCUGACAUUGGUUACUCUCUUCUUGAACAAUCACCGACUUCGACAAUAGGAUUUUGGGCGUAUGGGCACACAAAAAUCCCAAAAUCUCCGAUAACCGCUCUCGAUAGGAUGAGUCAGAAAUACGUUGACUUCGUCCAUGCUUUGGAAGAAAUGGAAUACGUUCAAGUUGAGGAUCCCCUGUCAACAUCACAGGCAAUAGAGGUAAUCAACAAAGCAGAUGAUAAGAGCAAUCGUGCGAAUUGCCUGAUCUUCUUCUCAGCGCAACCGGACUCCGAAAACCUACCACGAUUAGAUCCAAAGAACAUGAACAUUGACAGGAUUGUGGCAAUUGGCUUUAACAGUACGGAUCUUAGUUAUAUAACUGCAAAAAAUGCUGUGGCUUUAAGUAUUCCAUAUGAAUACAAUUCUGCACAUGUGGAUGCUGUCAUAAAAGCUAUUAAAAUCACUACGAAAAAGACAAGCAAAGUUAAUUCACCAGCAUCACCUCGAAGGCAAACAACGCGUAGGCAAAUCUCGACAAGAGAAGUCCCAGACAUCAACGAACCUCACUGUGUGUACGCCGGAGAUUUGCUUAAUUUCGGAAAUGAUACAAUCUUAUACGAAAAGGAAAGAGAUUUUAUUAUCAAGAUCGGUAAGAAAAUAUUCGAGAGCGGUACACGAUCGAGAGCUGGAUUCUGGACAUACGGUUACACUAGUGGUCCACGUGGUGUGAAAAGUACAUUCGAGAAUAUGGUGGAAAAUGUUGACGAUUUCAUAUCGGAUGUUAACAAGAAAAUGAAGUAUGAGGCAGUUGAGAAACCAAAUUUAACAACAAAAGGGGCAAUAGCAAACCUCAACAAUGCGAGCGAUGGAAACAGAAACGCGAACUGUUUAGUUUUCUUUACAGGCAUAGAGGAUCCAACAGGCCUGUCUAAAUUGAAUCCAUCUAAGAAUGUCAAAUUGGACAGAAUAGUGGCAGUUAGUCUGAAAGGUUCGGAUUUGAGCAACAUCGUCGUAAAACCAAAAGGGACAGCCGUCAACGUUUCCAGCGAUUUUACAGACGAAGACGUCAAAAAUGUUGUUGACGCUAUUCGGAUUACAUUUAAUGUAUAA